Coccomyxa subellipsoidea C-169 is the source of this 857-nucleotide messenger RNA. RefSeq lists its product as hypothetical. Lineage: Eukaryota; Viridiplantae; Chlorophyta; Trebouxiophyceae; Coccomyxaceae. The transcript has 6 exons. The coding region runs from base 176 to 601 and encodes 141 amino acids. The record is from RefSeq and is a predicted model, not a curated record.
CGAAGUGAUAAAGAUCUGAACGUGUGAUCACCGCGAUUGCGACCUUUCGCUAGGAGAGUUCCGUUACACGUCCCUAACAUCUGACGAUCAGAGGGCUGUGGCUGAAGGAGAUGAGGAGCAGCUUGUGAGAAAAGCAUUAACACAACCUGUGGAGCUGAUCGUGACCAGAUAGAUCAUGGCCACGAGGUGCUUCCUCCUCCUUGGGCUUCUUUGGGGCUUAGCAGCAGAGGGACAGCUGAUUGGGGGCGGCAACAGCAGACUUAGCGGAGUCCUUCCUCCACCCAGCUGUGUCACUAAAGGACAGCAGCUGCGGAGAGGGGCAUGUGCGGCCUUUGUGGACUACUUUGUGGGCAACUCGCAAUGCAGCUUGCAAGGGCAAGGAUUCAAGGAUGUAGUCAAGCAGUCACCGCAGCCUUCCUCACAGUGCUGUUCAGAUGCUUUGGACUUUAUCAACAAUAGCUGCCCCUGCAAUUCGGCAGUGAUCAACAGUGCAGACAUCAUUGAUUGGGACCAAGGGUCCAUAAAUUGCGUGGCGCGUGCGACGCUGGUUUCAAGUGUGUGCAACCCUUCUGGCAACCAGGGGAACCCCUGCGGAAGCUGAGCAGAACACUCUCUUGAAGUAUCAGAUGCAAAGUAGUCGAGACACAGUCAAGUACCUUGUAGAUUCAGUUCGGCUGAUUUAUCAACACAUGAGCAUGACUGGUUAGGUGAUGCAGUGCAGAACGCAUAAUGGAAGAGUUGACCAACUGCAUGCUCCCAGGUCUUUUACUUUUCAACAAAUUGAAAGACGUAAUCUAUAGAUCUAAGCUAUCACGCCCAACCUGAAGUCAUCAAAAUGUGCUGUAUACCACUGAAUG